AUGACAAGAAUACUUUCUGAUCCCGAUAUUGAUAGAAAUUGUAGUCAAUUGAUUGAAUCGCGUGGUUUUGUGUCUGAGAGUCAUGACAUCAUUACUGAAGAUGGAUAUAUAAUAACAAUUUUUCGUAUAAUAAAUAGUCACCGAAACAGAUCCACUCAUCAAUACCCGGUUUAUAUUCAACACGGAUUCUUCCAGAACUCAGACAAUUGGCUGAUUGCAAGUAACGGUUUCAUUGAUAAUAAUGGCAUUUAUAGAGAAGACAAUUCUAUAGUAAAUGAUUGUAAAAACUUGGAUUCUGUGGGACAGACACUUCCUUUUGUAUUAUCUUCUUGUGGUUAUGACGUCUGGUUAGGAAAUAUUAGAGGAAAUAACUAUUCGUCUCAUAUUACACUAAAUCCUAACGAGACUGAAUUUUGGAACUUUUCAAUGGAUGAGUUCACUAAAUAUGAUAUAACGACUGCUAUAGACCAUGUGUUGAGGGUUACAAACAGCAAUAACAUAGCUUAUAUUGGCUAUUCAUUGGGCACAACAAUUAUGUUUCAAUUAUUAGCUUCAAAACCAAUUUAUUCAAAAAUAAUAAAACCAUUUAUAUCAUUGGGUCCUUUUGUCUAUUUGGGACAUAUUAGGUCACCACUAUUAAGAGCUACAAUGAUUUUUCAAUCAUUUCUUAUCUCUAAACCAAAACCUAUGGGAAGAUUGGGCUCAUUAUCGUCACUAAUUGGUCGCUAUUUUUGUGGUUUUACUUAUUUUAAAGAAUUGUGUAUUAUUUUUGGUUUUUUAUUUGGUGGCUUUGAUUAUCAACAAUUAAAUCGAACACAAAUUCCGCGAUUAUUUGGACACUUUCCCGACGGCAGUUCAUCCAUAGCUUUAUCACAUGUCGUGCAACGUAUUGAAAGUCAAAAUUUUUCGUAUUAUAAUUAUAAUACCAGUGAAGCAAAUAUGAGAGCUUAUAAACAGUCAUUUGCACCAAAUUAUAACAUUUCUAACAUUGAUUCACAAAAUAUUGUUAUUAUGACUGGUCUUAAUGAUUGGAUUGCAGAUCCAAUCGAUGUCAACAUUUUAAUUAACAGAUUGAAUGGUAUUUACUAA
Molecule: messenger RNA, 1089 nt
Organism: Oppia nitens
Lineage: Eukaryota; Metazoa; Arthropoda; Arachnida; Sarcoptiformes; Oppiidae
Product: lipase member J-like
Exons: 7
Coding region: 1-1089 (362 amino acids)
Biological process (GO): lipid metabolic process
Molecular function (GO): hydrolase activity, acting on ester bonds
Source: RefSeq, a predicted model, not a curated record